Alosa sapidissima (American shad) is the source of this 9146-nucleotide messenger RNA. RefSeq names its product ELKS/RAB6-interacting/CAST family member 2. Gene Ontology annotation, cellular component: cytoskeleton of presynaptic active zone. The coding region runs from base 234 to 3866 and encodes 1210 amino acids. The transcript has 21 exons. Gene Ontology annotation, molecular function: structural constituent of presynaptic active zone. The record is from RefSeq and is a predicted model, not a curated record. Lineage: Eukaryota; Metazoa; Chordata; Actinopteri; Clupeiformes; Clupeidae. Gene Ontology annotation, biological process: maintenance of presynaptic active zone structure; neuromuscular synaptic transmission; regulation of synaptic plasticity.
UGACGGUGCCGGAUGCUGACAGACUCGCGUGAAUGGAGUUGGCAAGACAUGGGCUCGGCGCCGUGAUGGAGAGGAAUCACCAUUAAAAGCAGGCAGGCAGUCAGGCAGCAGCAGGCGGCUGAUGUGUGGCAGUGAGAGGGCGGAGCCUCCAGUCAGAGUAGCCCUCGCGCACACACUCCCCGGGCGUCCAGUCACACCCAGUCGCAGACGGCGUUCGGCGGGAGGCGGUAGAGAUGUACGGGAGCGCUCGCACGGUCAGCCACCUGGAGAGCAGCCCGGCCCGCUCGCCUCGACUCCCGCGCUCGCCGCGGCUGGGUCACCGGCGCGCCCACAGCGGAGGCGGCAGUGGCGGCGGCGGAGGGGGGAAGACCCUCUCCAUGGAGAACAUCCAGUCGCUCAACGCCGCCUACGCCACCUCAGGGCCCAUGUACCUGAGUGACCACGAGGGGCUGGGCACGGGUCACCACGCCACCUACCCGCGCGGCACCAUGACGCUGGGCCGCUCCACCAGCCGCGUGUACGGCGGCCGCGUCACCGCCAUGGGCAGCACGCCCAACAUCGCCACCGCGGGCCUGCCGCACUCGCACCUGGACCUGCUGGGCUACGGCGCCGCCGACCUGGGCUCGCUGUCCAUGCUGCACCACCACCACCACGGCGGCACGCCGUCGGCCCUGCUGCGCCAGGCGGUGCGCAGCAGCGGCGGCGAGCUGCUGGAGAUGCAGGCGCAGCUGCGCGAGAUGCAACGCGAGAACGACCUGCUCAGGCGCGAGCUGGACCUCAAGGACACCAAGCUGGGCUCCUCGGCCAACAGCAUCAAGAGCUUCUGGAGCCCCGAGCUCAAGAAGGAGCGCGUCAUGCGCAAGGAGGAGGCCGCACGCACCUCAGUGCUCAAGGAGCAGAUGAGGGUCACCCAUGAAGAGAACCAGCUGUUGGAUGCCAGGAGGACUAAGCACCUGCAGCUGACCAUACAGGCCUUGCAGGACGAGUUGCGUACUCAGAGGGACCUCAACCAGCUGCUGCAGCAGGAGAACAGCGGGCGCAUGGGCGGCAACGACCACUUCACCACCAUCGAGCUGACCGAGGAGAACUUCCGGCGGCUGCAGGCCGAGCAUGACCGGCAGGCCAAAGAGCUCUUCCUGCUGCGCAAGACGCUGGAGGAGAUGGAGCUGCGCAUCGAGACGCAGAAGCAGACGCUGGGCGCGCGCGACGAGUCCAUCAAGAAGCUGCUGGAGAUGCUGCAGAGCAAGGGCCUGGCGCCGGGCGGCCGCGCCUCCGAGGAGGAAGAGCAGGAACGGGCGCGGCGCAUCGCCGAGGCCGAGGCCCAGCUCAGCCACCUGGAGGUCAUCCUGGACCAGAAGGAGAAGGAGAACAUCCACUUGAGAGAGGAGCUUCAUCGGAGGAACCAGCUCCACCAGGACCCCAGCAAAACGAAAGCCCUGCAGACCAUCAUCGAGAUGAAGGACACCAAAAUCGCGUCCCUGGAGCGCAACAUUCGCGACCUGGAGGACGAGAUUCAGAUGCUGAAGGCCAACGGCUUGCUGAACACCGAAGACCGCGAGGAGGAGAUCAAACAGAUGGAGGUGUACAAGAACCACUCCAAGUUCAUGAAGACCAAGAUUGACCAGCUGAAGCAGGAGCUCUCAAAGAAAGAGUCGGAGCUGCUGGCCCUACAGACCAAGCUGGAGACUCUGAACAACCAGAACUCGGACUGCAAGCAGCACAUUGAAGUGCUCAAAGAGUCCCUCACUGCCAAGGAGCAGCGUGCUGCCAUCCUCCAGACUGAGGUUGAUGCCCUGCGACUGCGUCUGGAGGAGAAGGAGUCCUUCCUCAACAAGAAGACCAAGCAGCUGCAGGACCUGACUGAGGAGAAGGGCACUCUGGCCGGCGAGAUUCGAGACAUGAAGGACAUGCUGGAGGUCAAGGAGAGGAAGAUCAAUGUCCUCCAGAAGAAGAUUGAGAAUCUCCAGGAGCAGCUGCGGGAUAAGGACAAGCAGCUAGGGAACCUGAAAGACCGAGUGAAGUCUCUGCAGACUGACUCCAGCAACACGGACACUGCUCUGGCCACCCUGGAGGAGGCGCUCUCCGAAAAGGAGCGCAUAAUUGAGAGGCUUAAGGAUCAGAGAGAGAGGGAGGAUCGUGAGCGCCUGGAGGAGGUGGAGGCCUACAAAAAAGAGAACAAGGACCUCAAGGAGAAGGUCGGCACCUUGCAAUUGGAGUUAACUGAUAAAGAGUCCAGUCUGAUUGACCUGAAGGAGCAUGCCUCCUCACUGGCCUCCUCAGGACUUAAGAAGGACUCCAAACUGAAGUCCCUGGAGAUCGCCAUCGAGCAGAAGAAGGAGGAGUGCAGUAAGUUGGAAACACAGUUGCAGAAGCAAGCAGAGCAGCUGUUCAGUCAGAUGAGCAACCCUAAGGCACACGAGGUGGAUCAUCAGAGUUCCCGUGGCAACCCUGACUUUAUGGAUCGGGUGAAGCUCCUGGAAAAGGAGGUGACGUUCUACAAGGAGGAGUCUGGGAAAUCCCAGGCGGAGGUGGAGAGACUGUUGGAAAUCCUCCGUGAAGUUGAGACAGAGAAGAACGACAAGGACAAGAAGAUUGCUGAACUCGAAAGCCUCGCUCCCAGGCAAACCAAGGACCAGACCAAGAAGGGCCCUAACAUCAAAUUGGGCCCUCAGGGAGACAAGAAGGAUGCAAGAAAGGACAACCCUAUGGACAACCCAAAGAUGGAGGAACUGAUGAACGUUCUAGAGAAGACGAGGCAGGAGCUUGAUGCCACCAAGCAGCGCCUGUCCUCCAGCCAGCAGUCCCUGUCUGAGCGCGAUGGUCACCUGACCAACAUGCGUCAGGAGCGCCGUAAACACCUGGAGGAGAUCCUGGAGAUGAAGCAACAAGCUCUGCUGGCAGCCAUCAGCGAGAAAGACGCCAACAUUGCCCUUCUGGAACUCUCCGCUUCCAACAAGAAGAAGACGCAGGAUGAGGUGCUGUCUCUGAAGAGGGAGAAGGACAAGCUGGUGCACCAGCUCAAACAGCAGACCCAGAGCAGAAUGAAGCUGAUAGCAGAUAACUAUGAGGAUGACCACUACCACACCCACCCCCCUCACCCACAGCAGCCCACACCCCAGCCAGGCUACCCAGCGCAUCCCCAGCACCUCCAGCAUGCUCCCCAGCCCCCCUACCCCCACGCCCCUCACCCCCAGCACCCCCAGCCCCCACAGCAGCACCCACACCCCCAGGGACCACAGCCCCAGUACCCUCCCCAUCCCCAGCACCCGCAACACCCCCAACAUACCCAGCACCCUCAGCACCCCCAACAUCCACAGCCGGCUCCCCAGCACCAACAGCACGGCCCCCGGGCCCAGCAGCCCCACCCCCAGCAGCAGCACCCCCAACACCCCCAACACCUGCACGGCCCCAUGCCCCCCCAGCAGCAACAGCAGCAGCAGCAGCAGCAGCAACAGCAGCAUCCCCCUCACCCCCAGCACCCUCAUGCUCCUCAGCCCCAGCAGCAGCCCCCCCACCCUGGACACCCGCACCCCCAGCAGCAGCACCCUCAGCACCACCCCCAGCAGCAGCACCACCCCCAACAGCACCCUCAGCAGCACCCCCAACAACACCCCCAACAGCACCCCCAACAGCACCCUCAGCAGCACCCCCAACAACACCCCCAACAGCACCCUCAGCAGCACCCCCAACAACACCCCCAGCAACACCCCCAACAGCACCCCCAACAGCACUCCCAGCACCCUCAGCCCCACGGCCAGCAGCACCCCCGUCACCCACCACCACACCACCGCGGCCCGGCACGCGGCCCCCACGCUGGACAUCGACCCUCCGCAGACCAGGAUGAUGAGGAAGGCAUUUGGGCAUAACCAUUUCCAAAACCAAAGCUCUUAUGUUGUUUUGUUGAGAUGAUUCAGUCACUACUGGAGGAGAACAGCCAUGCCAUGAUGCUGAAACAACACACUGUCCAUCUGACCAGACAUCUGACCAGACCUUACCCUCAAUCUGUUGCCUUCGCUGGAGUAGGUUGCCGUUUUGUCUCAGUUCAGUGGAAGGGGCAGAGUCAUGCAAGUGGGAGGGCCAAGCGAAGUGAUACACAACUGAGCAGAUGAUUGGGGCAGGAUGAUUAAGACUGAGGCAGGACUGGGGUAUGGACCUUGACACAUGGAUACGUAUCCACCACCUGAUGUUGUAUGCCAGUGGGAAGGAAUCUCCUCAUCCACCUAGACAAUGCAUUGUGCUGGAUCAGCAGUCACCUCCAUGAAGAUCUUAUCCCUCAAGUUCUUGAGAUAACUGUGAUCAGAUUACCUAUCAACUACUGUCUGGCUGCUCUUGCACCUACUCUAACAUCUGCCUGGUUCCGCCCAGCUCACGUGACUGGCCUAUUGUCCUGUUCACAUCUGCCUGAUUCUGCCCAGCUCACGUGAUUGACCUAUCAUCCUGUUCACAUCUGCCUGGCUCCGCCCCUCUCUCUGACACUGAUCUGCCAAGCUAAUGUUCUCCCCGCCCACAUGGUCACAGUCCCCUGCCUUUGUUUAGCCCCACACACAGCUGUUGUCUGGACCUACUGCCUCUGUCUCUCUCCUUCCAUCUUUGCAAUUUCUGCUGCCAAGAUUUACCUAUGUAUUAAUUUAUUUCUUGAUUUUGUUUUGAUUUGUAUAAUUGUAUUUGGAUCGAUAUUUUUGGUGAAAUGCGGUAGCCUGCCAACUUUACACAGAAACAUUUGUUUACCUUGCCUUUAUAACUCUCACCCCACAGCACAUCUUUUGUUACAUAUCAGGGAAGUAGAAUUCAGAGGAACUCUGCCCCCUGGUGGCUUCCUCCUGUACACCCCCCAUCAGUACGGCCUUACUGGCAGCGAAGCCUCCCUGCCCUCUGGUGACGUGAGAGAGAGUAGGGCCUAGUGUGCACAGCUGUGGUCUGGCCCAUACAUGUUGUUACCUCAGUUCAGCAUUCUGAAGCAGCCCACCUCUAUGCAGUCUUCUGAGGGGUUUGUGCUGUUACCUUUCAGUUACCUUUGAGAGUACAAAUCAGAACAAUUUCAUUUAGUGAGUGUGUUUGUAUGUGUUUCUGUGAGUGUGUGGUGUGUGUGUUUCUCUCUGUGUGUGUGUGUGUGUGUGUGUGUGUGUGUGUGUGUGUGUGUGUGUGUGUGUGUGACAUUUAUCAUAAAAAAACAGUAUUGAAUCAUACUGGUCAGCUGUGGACAUUUCUGGAGUUCUGAGCAUUCUCCUUUUCAGAGCGUGUUCUGGUUGGUCUCCUAGAGAAGAUCCUGCGCCUAUGCAGAUCCUGCGCCUAUGCUCCCUCUUCCAGGGUAUAUUUCUAAUGGUGCUUCAGCUGGUGCUCCUGCUCAUGAAGGCUUCAGAUCCAGCAGUCAUGACGACAAACCUAAUGUGAUCUGAAACAAUAAAACCCGAAAAACAACAGGUGAUCUCGCCGACAAGCAACACUUGAGCUGUUUGGUGAGUGAGCUUCUAGCUUCGGCCUCUCCUGCCCAGUCCUCUCUGGUCAAACAAGACUGUUUUGAACAGAAAAAAGCAGCUGUCUUUUUGGAUCCUCAACGUGAUCCUUGGGCAGCAGAAGUGUACUAACAGAUAAAAACAAUCAAAACAAACAAUGAUGAAGUAAUCUCAAGUCCUACAAACCAUCUACUGGUUCCUAAAUCUACAGCACAGGCAAACGUGUUGGGAACCGCGUUCUUAGAUUUGGGUAUCUGUUCUAAUCGUUCAUGGUCAGCUCGCCUCAGAUGACCUAUCUGUUCUAUGAGAUGUGGUUUGUGUGUGUGUGGGAAUCUGUAGCUCGUGGAGUCGGUGCCCCUUUAGUCUGUAGUGAGGGUCAAUCAGUCCCCACAGCAGUACCGUAUGACCAAAUCCCUUGGCCUCUCAUCCAUUUGGUUCAGCUCAUCCCCGAGCUGUUGCACUGACCCCUGCCCUAUCUCUGUGACUCCUUGGUGUCCCCCUUGAACUUGGUGGCCUGUGCCUCGAGACAUUAUAUAUACACACAUAUAUAAAUAUACAUAGAUAAAUAUAUAUAUUAAAAAAAUAGAUAUAUUUAAAAUGUGUCUUUACGUGCUGAGAAAAUAGUGACUUUAAAAAUAAUUAGAAUGCGAAGAGAACUACUUUUUCCCCUUUUCAGUGUGGCCCUCAGUAUUUUAAUCUCUCCUACUGUCAAGACUGGUGUUUGUCAGAGACUGAGUGAGUGUGUGUGUGAGUGAGAGUUUUAUUUCUUCACUCAUCAUUAACUCUCAGAGAUCUUACUCUGAGUAUGAAGUGGCUUAGAAGAGAAAGUUCCCUCAUCUGGCAGCAGAGAUAUAUCAGAGUUCUGCUCAUAAGCCUUAGCUGCUGUUCCUUGAGAUUUAGUUGAUCUCAAACAUAGGAUUAUUAUAGUGGUUUCCGAGUGUUAAUUGGAUUUAAUUGGAUUUUCUUAAUUGUCAUUUUGGACAAACAUUCUGCAGUACUGGUACAUUUAAUAGGCAACAACAAAUAAGGUUGCAACAUUCAGCACUUGGCCCAAACAAAGAGCUAAAGUUGCUUAUGUCUGCCUCCAGUAGGUCAGUCUGAGUCCUGCAUUAAUGGCUUGGUUAAUUCAAAACUCACUAUUUCACGUUUAUCCCCAAUGCCCAGUUGCUUGGGUUGCAAUGCAAUUAGUCAUUGCCAAGAUUUUAUGAUAAAUAUGUGAUGCAGCAGUAGCAGAAAUGAGAAAAGUGCAGCAGAGCCGUCAACCCAAUCAUGCACUGGUGAGUGAGGACUAUCAUCGAUACUGUUAAAGUGGAAGUCUAAACACCUCAGUCACUAAGACAUUGCCUACUGGUUUUCUCUGUUUGACUUUGUCUUUGUUUGUUUGCUUGCUGUUGUCCCUCUGCUGUUCCUCUCUGCUGUUGUGAGGUUUCGUGUGGACCAUGUCUGUCUGGGUGUUUUAGAAUAGGACACCAGAAAACUCAUUCCAUGGUAAAACAAUAAGGAAAAAAAAGUGGAUUAUUAGACUGUUAGUGCUUCUUCUCCCAAGCCCUUCCAAAGGGAGGGAGGGUUACUCUUCCAUGUUCACUGGUGUUGUGGCCGUCGUAGGAGUCCUCUGUUCACUGUUCAAGUCCCUUGUUCUCUGUCAGGUUGAUGUGUGUAAUUCCGAAUAUGUCUGUCAAAUUGACUGUCAAAGAACGCUGUGGGUGGACCCUCUGGCUAGUGUCAUUUGUUUUCUGUUUGUGAUUCUGUGUUGGUCAGUAGUCAGAAGUCAGUAGCAUGUCUGCAGAUUACACAAUGCAAGACAGAGGAAGUCCAGACCUUUCACUUUAACUGAAGGGGGAUAGAUUUGUUUUUGUUUUUCUAUCCUCCCUGUUCAGGUCCUUUACCACUGAAUACUUGAAGUAGCAGGGCAGUCUUCUGCUCUGAGAUUAUUAUAUAGUGUACAUGGUUGACGAAAGAAAAUAAAAAAGUGCUGUUGCAUGAUCAUUUUUACUUAUUGUGCCAACUAAUAGUGUGAACAACAAUUUGAGAAUACUGUCUUGGCCUCUAUGCAGAGUAUGGUAUAAUAGUACACCAUAUCAUGAAAAGGUGGGGCCUUUAUUCAGUGGCUCGGUAAAUCUACAAAUUCUCAGCCAUGGGAUGACAAACUUCAUGUCGCACAAAAGGCCUGGUGGUAAGAAAAAAGUAUAUCAAAGAAACGUAUGACUCUUCCUGUACAUGUUUGGCUCUCUUGCCCAGUCGCUUUUUUGUUUUUCUUUAAUGAUGUCAAAAAUGCAAACCUCUGGAUGAAGCAAAACACUGUGACCAAUGCCAGAAACAUGUUUUCUUUUUUUGUUUUCACUUUUUUAAAAGACAAUUUGUUUAUAUAUUUGUGUUUUUCUAUUUUGUUAUUUCUAUGGUUUAAGCAUUUGAAUAUGUACGUUUGAGAUUGUAAUAUUUGUAUAUGUAAAUGUUUUUGCGUUGUACAGUAAUGAUUUAGAUCUGAGUUUAAUGUGAGUGUCCAGCAUGCUGAAUGAUCACUUGUGUGAACGUGGGGUUAAAGUCCCAUGGUGCAUCAGUCCUCAUACGAUAAAUGCAUCCGCAUUGUACUGGUGUGAUGUGUUUGAGAGUGGUGUGUCCUCUCUCUCCUGUCGUAUCCCUGUAGGUGGACAGCCUGUGCAUUUGUUUUUUAUGAAAGUGAGUUUGCAUGUCUCAGGUGUUGUUCAGCGAGUUGAAAAAUGAGUCGACGGUGCAUGUGUUUGUGAGGCUGUGUGUGUGGUGAGGCGCGGUCGGGUCGGUGCAUGUGUUUGUGAGGGUGUGUGUGCGGUGAGUUGCCGUCAGGUGGGUGGGUGUAUUUGUGUGUGGGUGAACUGAACAUUAACCCUUCAGCAGGGGAGUUUUAGAUAGAUAGAUACAUCAAAAAAGUUUUGAACAUUCUAACAGAAGAUUCUGUUCUGCAACAAUGUAAGGUUCUAAAAAUAAACCCAGAUAUUCUUUAGAAUGUUCAAUUUCACAACAUUCUCGUCACACCAGUGUGACGGUAUCUGCUGGUCUGGGACUGAGAGAGAGUUAAGGGUGAGCUGAGACUCUCCAUCAGGAGAAACUGAUAGAGGGCAAGUUUGACUGAUAUUAUUCAGCAUGGGUACUGUUUGUCAUGUUUGGUGUUUGUAAAUCCAAUGAGGCUGUCUCCAGGGACACCUAGCUCUGAUCCACCCCCUCCCCCCUGGUGGUUGUUAUUGUAUGUGUUCUAUCAGAAUAUUACUGAGUGUUGGCCAGCUUGUUUAUAUCCAUUCAAUAAAGGUGAAUUUCUUUCUGAAGUAAGUGUUUGUCGUUGUGUAAGUUUAAUGACUACAGAAAAUAUAUUGGCAUUGGAUGCUGGAAGUAGCCUACCAAAAGAGAUAGUUCUUGUAUACUGUAUCAGAUUUUUAACAGAGGACAUUACAUUUAUUUUGACUCUCAAUUUUAUAAUGUGCUUGUAUUAAAGUCAGAAUUUGUUAUUAUUGUACCAUGUUUUUUCAUGAAAAGGGGUUUGUAGUUUUUAUACUGUCAUUACACAUUUAAUUACCACAUAAACCCUUCUCCAAGCUGAUUGUUAUUCAAAACAUGCAUAAACUAUUUACUACCGGUAAUUAUUCAUUUACUAAUUAAUAAUGAUUUAAUUGUGGCUUUAACAAACCGUGUGUUAUAUCAGAGAAACAAUAUUAACAAUUUCCC